AUGGCGGAAACGGUGCAGUACUAUUUGGAACGUAUGGUUCCUGAACUUGAGGAUCUGGAGCAGAAAAGACUGUUUAACAAGUCAGAAAUAAAGCAGAUUGUUAAGAGACGGACUUAUUUUGAAUAUACUCUCAAGCGUAUUCCUGCCCGUAAAGUUGAUUUUCUGCGAUACAUCGAAUACGAAAUAAACUUGGAGGCCCUGCGGAAAAAACGUAAAGAACGAUUAGGCGUUAAGGGCAAACCCACACUAUCUGAUUAUGCAAUCCCACGUAGAAUUUAUCACUUGUUUGAACGCGCAGUGAAUAAAUUCAAGAGUGAUUUAUCAUUAUGGUUGCAGUAUAUCGAGUACGCCAAGAGUAAUAAGGCCGGAAAACUGCUGAACAAAAUAUUUGGGCGUGCAUUGCAACUUCACCCGGCUAAACCAUCGUUAUGGGUCCUUGCUGCAAAAUGGGAGUUUGAAGAGAAUAUGAACGUUGGUGCUGCAAGAGUUCUUAUGCAACGGGGUCUUCGUUUAAACCCGACAUCUACUCUUCUUUGGCACGAGUAUUUCAGCUUGGAAUUAGCUUAUGUAAAGAAGAUUAAAACCCGCCGUGAAAUAUUGGGGCUUUCUACUACUGCUUCUAAGGACGAAAUACAGCAAACGGAUGAGGAGAAUGUAAUUAAACUCCCUGUUAUAACAAAGGAAGAUGAGUGGUUUAAGGAUAAAAGGGAGGAUGUUCAAAUGGAUGAACAGAAGAUCGAGAGCUUGAAGGAGGAGAAUAACAAAGUUCUUCAGGGUGAAUUGGCAAAGAUUGUAUACUUGAAUGCGAUUGCAGGAACUUGCAUUCCGCGGUUAUAG
This is a messenger RNA of Paraglomus occultum, 837 nucleotides long. Lineage: Eukaryota; Fungi; Glomeromycota; Glomeromycetes; Paraglomerales; Paraglomeraceae. The record is from the annotation of a GenBank genome assembly.